GACUCGCUCGAGUAACUGCAAAAAUCCCCGCUUGGGCCCCCCUACCAUUAAGUUCAAGUUACUCCGACAGAUCAUCAGCAGCCUACUGUGUUUAAGUUCGCGGUUUUAACCAUUUUUUAUUUUCGUUUAUAUUCGCGUAGCAAAGUGUUGUUUUGUUAGAGGUUGACAGUUUAAUCAGAUAUUCAAGGAAUACAAUUUUAUUCAAAUGUGUAGCUGCAGAUAGUUUAGUAAUGAUUAGUAUAAAAAACUUUUGUAGGUGUGAAGUUUAUUAAACAAAAAUAAUAUUAACAACAGAUCAUUAAAAUGAAGUACAAAUAUAGGCUUUCUUUUCUACUAAUUUGGCUGCCAAUGAUCCUGAGCAGAGUACCUCCCAAUCCCUGCCCUGAUAUCUUUCACUACUACAAAGAUGAUGAAGGAAUAAUAUAUGGAGUGGUGAAUCUACCAUACGAUGACGCCACGUCAUUAAUCUUUAGUGUAAAUGCAUCUUUCGUGGGAAAUCCUAAACAAACGAAACUGAGACUAGAAAGACUAACUAAAGUACACGAACUUAAUGAUGGCACGACGGAAGUUACAUACAACAUAUACUUUCCAUCUAACGAAGUUAUACCUAAAAUAACUGGAAUCACAUAUAACAAUAUAAUGUACUGUAGCAGUUAUGAACCACUAGGCGCAACAAGAAUAGUUAACGUUAGGUACCAACACGACUCCAAUUUUACUAGACAAGAAAAAGGAUUCUACAAACCUGAAACUGAACAAGAUAUUUCAGAAGACAAUAUUCCUGUUAAAAACCCAAUUGAAAAACCAACGACAACUCCACGAGUAGCAAAACCGACUCCAGACAGAGUCACACCAGUACCUCCUCAGAUGCUACCACCACAGCACAAACUAAAUGAAUCACCUACUGUACUUGAUCCACCCAACUCAUUCCUGAAACCUUCUCAGGACAUACUACCUCCCGUUCCUAACCCUACUGAGACUGAUACGGAUCUAAUUGAUGAGAAAUUUAUCGACAACCUCUUUACUACACCAUUUACGACUCCAUCAUCCAAUAGCGACUUCAAAUGCGGUAAGGAACAACAGAAAAACGAGGUACUACCGUUUAUAUUAGGUGGUACUAACACUAGGAUUGGACAUUCACAUUACCCUUGGCUAGUCGCUUUGUUCUCGAAGAUGGUACACAAAUGCGACUAUAAAUGCUCUGCAACAUUGAUUUCAGAUAAACAUGUUCUCACCGGCCGUCCAGUACAGUUUUCCAAUGUCCUCAGUCCAGUAUGUCUAUGGAAAGGCAACACAGAUCUCUCUCCUCUGGUCAAUAAAUUGGGGAUUAUAACAGGCUUGGAACAAGAUAAUGAUACUCCUGAAAUAGGUUUGACACAUAGAUUAAGAGAAAAACGAGUGGAAAUGACCAUUAUCUCUCAAAGCGAAUGCCUGGGAACCCCCCUGGGGUUCCAGGACGUUACGUCUGAUAAAACGUUCUGCUCAAAACGCCGCGAAACAGUUACUGGCCCUUGCAUAGGAGACGUUGGUGCAGGAUUUUACAUAUUCAUGGACGGAGCAUACUAUUUAAGAGGUAUAGCAUCGAAUGUUUUCGAUAAAUAUGGAACAUGUGCUUUGAUAAACAGAUACGCCGUGUUUAGUGACGUUGCCAAAUUCCUAGAUUGGAUAAAAUCCCACAUGACGUAAAUGAGUGUAGUCUAAGUUUUUGUAAGAAAUAAAGCUAUAAUAGAA
Messenger RNA from Diabrotica virgifera virgifera (western corn rootworm), 1728 nucleotides. RefSeq names its product serine protease gd-like. NCBI's taxonomy places the organism in Eukaryota, Metazoa, Arthropoda, Insecta, Coleoptera, Chrysomelidae. Gene Ontology annotation, biological process: proteolysis. The transcript is spliced from 7 exons. Gene Ontology annotation, molecular function: serine-type endopeptidase activity. The record is from RefSeq and is a predicted model, not a curated record. Bases 304 to 1683 code for a protein of 459 amino acids.